Spodoptera frugiperda (fall armyworm) is the source of this 4820-nucleotide messenger RNA. It is a transcript of the gene spas, whose product is annotated as spastin. Gene Ontology annotation, cellular component: microtubule cytoskeleton. The transcript is spliced from 11 exons. Gene Ontology annotation, molecular function: ATP binding; ATP hydrolysis activity; microtubule severing ATPase activity. Lineage: Eukaryota; Metazoa; Arthropoda; Insecta; Lepidoptera; Noctuidae. The record is from RefSeq and is a predicted model, not a curated record. The coding region runs from base 148 to 2157 and encodes 669 amino acids.
CAAACGUCAAAAUUUGUCAAUAAUACGUUUCAGUGAUCACAAUUUUUUUGCUGUAUUUAUGAUAGGGAGUAGGAUAAGCUCGCAUUUCUUUGUCUGAAAAUUUUAUGGAGAUUUUGUGUUAAACAAGCCCGUGUGUUGGUGUUCUUGAUGGUGUCCGGUGACGAUUCAAAUGGUGGCCGUUUGUCGCGUAAAACUACGAGGUCCCCGAACCGUAAGUCGAAGAAGACAGAUGCAGACCUAGCCAAGGGGUCAGCGUUGCGACAUGAUUCGCAACCUUCAGUCCAUAAAAGGAAUCUUUAUGUCGUUUCGUUCCCAAUUAUUAUUUUAUUUAACGUGCUAAGAUCAAUUUUGUAUCAACUUUUUAUAAUUUUUAAAUAUUUGUAUACGGCGUCGCAUCGGUUUAUGCACAAGCCUCGUAAGGCAGGCGAGUGUAACUUGGAAGUGGUGGUGAAGGACGGUAUAGUGUCUACAGAGCUAGCCCCCAGUGAGGAAAUGUCUCACAUACACAAUGUGGGUCCCGGAGACCCGUUGCUGGCCAAACAGAAACACCAUCACCGGAAAGCUUUUGAGUAUAUCUCCAAAGCUUUAAAAAUUGAUGAAGAAAAUGAGGGACAAAAAGAAUUAGCAAUAGAGCUUUACAAAAAAGGCAUUUAUGAGUUGGAACGAGGGAUCGCCGUGGACUGCUGGGGCGGGCGCGGCGACGCCUGGCAGAGAGCACAACGACUCCACGACAAAAUGAAAACUAAUCUAGGCAUGGCCAAGGACCGACUCCACUUCCUUGCCAACCUAGUCGCCCUCAGUAAGUUGGGCGUAGAGAGUGAGCCCGAACGGAGUGACAAAAAGCCGACGGAGUCGCCCCUAAAGGCGCGACGGCUUGAGAAGUCGAAGACAACGUUACUCGCGCAUACAGAAAGUAACAGUGGUCAAACGAAGCCUCCGAACGAAGUCGCAGGUCGAAAGCUCACGACGGCUGGUCGUCGUGUGCCAAGUGGGGGAGGUGGCGGUCCCUUAAUGAAGUCACAGACCCUGCCCCGCUCCAUGGGCAGGUCAUCAUCACAGCCCAACAGCUCCAAUGGAAGUUACAGCAGAUAUCCUGUGAAGCCAGCGUCCACACCGCCCGCCGUCAAACGACAGCUUUCUAGCGCAUACCAGGUACCUUCGAACGGGUCCCCAGUUCGCCGCGUGGUGGGGGGCGGGUCCCAGCGCGGCACCCCCACAAGGAGCAGAACGCCCCAACCGGCGCUCAGCGUGAGGGGAGUUGACCCCAAACUCGUCCAGCUGAUCCUGGACGAGAUUGUGGAAGGGGGUCCCAAAGUACACUGGGAGGAUAUCGCAGGACAAGAUGCCGCUAAGCAAGCAUUACAAGAGAUGGUAGUGCUGCCGUCGUUGAGGCCGGAGCUCUUCACUGGACUCCGGUCACCUGCGAGAGGACUCCUGCUGUUCGGACCACCAGGAAACGGUAAAACGCUGCUAGCGCGGUGCGUGGCGGCGGAAUGCUCGGCGACGUUCUUCUCGAUAUCCGCGGCGACGCUGACCAGCAAGUACGUCGGCGAGGGGGAGAAGAUGGUGCGAGCGCUCUUCCAGGUCGCGCGGGAACUGCAGCCCUCGAUAAUCUUCGUAGAUGAAGUAGACUCGCUUCUAUGCGAGAGAUCGUCGGGCGAGCACGAGGCGUCCCGGCGACUGAAAACGGAGUUCCUGGUGGAGUUCGACGGGCUCCCGGCCGCGGGAGCCGACAGACUCAUCGUGAUGGCCGCCACCAACAGGCCGCAGGAACUCGAUGAGGCGGCGUUAAGACGUUUCCCGAAACGCGUGUACGUGUGUCUACCGGACGUGCGCACCCGCAUGUCUUUGAUCCGGCGCGUGCUGGCGCGGGGCGCGGCCGCCGCGUCCAUCAGCGACGAGGAGCUGGCGCGCCUCGCCGCGCUCACCGACGGGUACUCCGGCAGCGACCUCACCGCCCUCUGCCGGGACGCCGCGCUAGGACCCAUUAGAGAGCUGGACCCUGAAGAGGUGAAGUGCCUGGACUUGUCGCUGGUCCGCAGCAUCACGUUCCAGGACUUCAUGGACGCGCUGAAGAGGAUCAGACCGUCGGUGUCACCUCACAGCCUCGUGGCGUACGAGAAGUGGUCGGUCCAGUAUGGAGACCUCGGACUGUGAAGUGGUUUUAAUACAGGUAUCAGGUAUUUACUCGAAGUAAUGGUGAGUCAUUAAAUUAAGGAAUAUAGACAAUAGAGUACGAUGUUGAUUUACAAUAAUUGAUAAUAUUUAUCAUGCAAGUAUUCAUCGCUCAAAUUUUUAUACAUAAUACGUUUAAUUUUUUAACCCUGCCUCGGUACAUUCGUGUCACACUCCACUAUUUUAUGGAUCUCCUCAAACCCACAUUCCCUGGGUGUCACCGAGGCACAAUGCCAAUUAAUUUACUCUAAAAUUGACGUUUUAAUAAAUACAAUUCUCUUUUUUUUUGUAUUAUGAAAUGAAGUCGCAUCUAGUCAAAAUUUUGUUGACUGUUCUCGCAUGAUGUGCAUGGUAGAGUAAAACAGGGGGGAAUAGAAUUCAAGGAGUGAAUAGAUACAGAAGAAAGGUGAAUAAAAAUGUUGUGAAAAUGUUCUAAAUCUUAUUCUUGUGUCUAUUCACCCUUUGAAUUCUAUUCACCCCGUUUUACCAUUACAGACGGCUUGCACAUCAAGCCACCAAAAUACUGUCAAAUGUAUGUUUUGUAAUGAAGUUGAUUCACUAAAGAGGUUCGACAACUUACGGUGGCUUGAUGUCCUCGUGUCUGCUACCAUCCCAAUACUAGUGAUGCCCAGUCGAUAGUCCACUCGUAUCGAUGUUUGCCCUAAUCGAUUUUACAUGUAACAUAAAACUUGCCAUGCAAAAGACAAUGUUGAUGCUUUUAAUAUUGAAUAGUUUUUACUAGAAAUAAUUAUUUUUAAUUCAGACUCUACAUGUUACAACAAUCAACGUUUUAUUCUAUUGAAACAAUUUAUAAGGCUUUUUUUAAAAGAGACUAAAUUAAAAAUAGUUAUGAAACCAAAAUGUCCAAAAUCCACUAAAAUAGUCCUUAACGGGUGAUGCCAAACAAUAUAACCCGGAUCAUUAAAGAAGCAGCUUCCCAUGUAUCUAGAUGUAAAGAGAUCGCUUUUGCUCCAAGGACUUCUCUAUUGAGUCGGGUUAUAUAAGCCCUCCUAGUACCCGUCCAGUCAAAAGGAACGUUGUAGAAUAGACUCUAUGUCCAGCUGUGAGAGUAGAUUUUUUAAUGCCCUGCUUCCUUUUGGCUUGUUCGGAUUAUUUCAAUCUUUCCUUAGGACCAAAUUACGUGGAAACUUGCCAUUGUCAAUUUGAUGGGAAUUUUUAUUUACUUUUGUCACUUGGAUGUACAAAUAAACAUAUUUGUUUUUAUUAUUAUUAAGUACUCCACACACCUUAUCUCCUGGUACAUCAUAUUUAUAAAAUAUUAAAUAAUGAACUUUAUUAUUCAAAUAAUAACGAUCAUAAUAUGAAAUCCAAGUUAUUCCUCAAUAGAAUUUGUUACCAAUAUAUAGAAUAAAUUAUAUAAUCUCAUUUAUAAAUAUACAGCUGAACAAAAUAAUGAAAUAAUGUACAAAAUGCGUUUACCUUUAGUAUUACCUCAUAAUUUUGUAUAUUUGAAUUAAUUGCAAUUUAUUAGUAUUGUAGUGUAAUAAAUUUAUUAUAUUUUAAUUGUGUUUUUUAGUAAAUUAUCGACAACCUUUUAGAUUUAGUAUGUAAGAAGUUUCCCCUCUCCACUAUGUAUUGUAGACUUUUCCAAUAAAUAUUCAACUCUAUUUCAAUACACUAAUAAUGCAUAUUAGAACAGCAAAAGUAUACAAACUAUAAGUAACCAUUUUUCACGAACAAAUAUUUUAUAUGGAGUCAAAUAUCUCACACUUAAAGUUUGUACAAACAUAUUAUAUCUCAUUUCCACGUAUAUAUUGAUUUUAUACACAUUAUAUACGUGUAUAUAGAAUUAAAAGGAACGUAAUCUCACUUAUAUACAGACAAAUAGUAUAUAAUAUGUUAGAACAAUUGUAACAAGAAUCACCUCGUAAGGUAUACGUAAUAUGUUUAAUGGUCGAAAUUCAGUGGAAACUACGGUAUUUUUGUUCACCAGGUGGCGCCAGUGCGCCUCUUCUUUUUCAUCCAAUAGAGAAUUAGCUAAUGUCCCACUAUUGGACGUUCAAUAUUUGACAGCUGUAGUGAUUGGACAAAAAAUCCUAUUGCUGCGUAGCGCCAUCUAGUGACCAAAAUACGGUAGCUCCUUGCUUAGAGAUUGAGUUUUGUUAUUAAUUCUACUAGAUCUCUAUCAGAAACUGAGAUUAGUCCAGACAUUUUGGGUUAAUAUUAACGUCUAUUAGAUAAAUUUUGCCCAAAAACUAUGUAAGUAUAAAUAUAAUUUGUUUUCAAAGGUUGUCGGUAAUAAUAAUAAGUGUAGUCUAGUAUUAGCACUGCCCAGUUGUUGAAAGUCCUUAGUUUUCAUAUAAAUCAAUUAUUGUUUUAUUGUAUUUUUAUAUAUUUUUGCUUGAUCAGUUUUGCUAUGGAAAUUAUACAAGACUUAAGUCUGUACGGAGAUGUGGUUGACAGAAUUAGUUGAAUUUGUGCAAUAUAAUACCAUAAUGGCAUCCUACUGACACAUGGUUAUAUUAUAUCGAUUAUUAUAGCAGACUAAGAAUAAUUUAUGUCGCAAAACUGAUCAAGCAAUACAAAUCUCAUUUUAAAAUUGUUAUCGAAUGUACUUAAUUAAAUUUAAUUCUGUUGAUUUUAUUAUUUUUUCUUAUUAUUGAAAUAAAAUGAAAUUCAGUGAU